AGCGGAAACUGGCGGGACCGCCUUAAGUCCCACCCCCUAAGCCUCACUUCCAGGUCCUAGGACUCUGCACCGAUAGGACGGACUAUGGAGCGCCAGGUGCUGCUGAGCGAGCCCGAGGAGGCGACAGCGCUGUACCGGGGCCUUAGCCGCCAGCCCACGCUGAGCGCCGCCUGCCUAGGCCCGGAGGUCGCCACGCAGUAUGGGGGCCUCUAUCGGACUGUGCACACUGAGUGGACCCAGAGAGAUUUGGAACGCAUGGAGAACAUCAGAUUCUGCCGCCAGUACCUAGUGUUCCACGAUGGAGACUCGGUGGUGUUUGCAGGGCCUGCAGGCAACAGUGUGGAAACCCGGGGGGAGCUACUGAGCAGAGAGUCUCCUUCAGGCACCAUGAAAGCUGUGUUGCGUAAGGCUGGAGGCACAGGUCCUGGGGAGGAGAAACAGUUCCUAGAAGUCUGGGAGAAAAAUCGGAAGCUCAAGAGCUUCAACCUGUCAGCACUGGAGAAACAUGGGCCUGUUUAUGAGGAUGACUGCUUUGGCUGCCUGUCCUGGUCAUACUCAGAGACACACUUGUUGUAUGUGGCGGAGAAGAAGCGUGCCAAGACUGAAUCCUUCUUUCAAACCAAAGCCUUGGACAUCAUUGCCAGCGAUGAUGAGAUGGCGAGGCCAAAGAAGCCAGACCAGGCCGUCAAGGGGGAUCAGUUUGUGUUUUAUGAAGACUGGGGUGAAACCAUGGUUUCAAAAAGUAUCCCUGUGCUCUGUGUGCUGGAUGUCGAAAGCGGCAACAUCUCGGUGCUUGAGGGCAUCCCUGAGAAUGUGUCCCCUGGACAGGCUUUCUGGGCCCCUGGGGAUACAGGUGUGGUAUUUGUGGGCUGGUGGCAUGAACCCUUCCGGCUAGGUAUCCGCUUCUGCACCAAUCGCAGGUCAGCCCUGUACUAUGUGGACCUUAGUGGAGGAAAGUGUGAACUCCUGUCAGAUGACUCCCUGGCUAUUUCUUCUCCCCGGCUGAGCCCAGACCAGUGUCGCAUUGUCUACCUGCAGUAUCCAUCUCUAGUCCCACAUCAUCAAUGUAGCCAGCUAUGCCUGUAUGACUGGUACACCAAGGUCACGUCAGUGGUGGUAGACAUUGUGCCUCGGCAGCUUGGAGAGGACUUCUCUGGAAUCUACUGUAGUCUUCUACCUUUGGGAUGCUGGUCAGCUGACAGCCAGAGAGUGGUCUUUGACUCAGCUCAGCGUAGCCGGCAGGACCUGUUUGUUGUGGACACCCAGACGGGCAGUGUGACCUCCCUAACAGCUGGGGGGUCAGGUGGAAGCUGGAAGCUGCUUACAAUUGAUCGAGAUCUUAUGGUGGCUCAGUUCUCCACUCCCAGCUUGCCCCCAAGCCUGAAAGUUGGGUUCCUGCCUCCUGCAGGGAAGGAACAAUCUGUGUUGUGGGUGUCCCUGGAGGAGGCUGAACCCAUUCCUAACAUCCACUGGGGCAUCCGUGUGCUACACCCACCUCCAGACCAAGAGAAUGUGCAAUAUGCUGGCCUUGACUUUGAAGCAAUCCUUCUGCAGCCCAGCAACCCACCAGAUAAGACCCAGGUGCCCAUGGUGGUCAUGCCUCAUGGGGGACCUCAUUCAUCCUUUGUCACUGCCUGGAUGCUGUUUCCAGCCUUGCUUUGCAAGAUGGGCUUUGCAGUACUACUAGUGAACUAUCGUGGCUCCACGGGCUUUGGUCAAGACAACAUCCUUUCCCUCCCUGGCAAUGUGGGCCACCAGGAUGUGAAGGAUGUCCAAUUUGCAGUGGAACAGGUGCUCCAGGAGGAACACUUUGAUGCAGGCCGUGUGGCACUUAUGGGUGGCUCCCAUGGCGGGUUCCUGUCGUGCCACCUGAUUGGUCAGUAUCCAGAGACCUAUGGUGCCUGUAUAGCCCGAAACCCUGUGAUCAACAUUGCUUCCAUGAUGGGCUCUACUGACAUCCCUGACUGGUGUGUGGUGGAGGCUGGCUUCCCUUAUAGCAGCGAUUGCCUACCAGACCUCAGUGUAUGGGAGGAGAUGCUGGAUAAAUCACCUAUCAAGUACAUCCCUCAGGUAAAGACACCAGUGUUACUGAUGCUAGGCCAGGAGGACCGGCGUGUACCCUUCAAGCAGGGUAUGGAGUAUUACCGUGCCCUCAAAGCUCGGAAUGUUCCUGUUCGGCUCCUGCUCUAUCCCAAAAGCACCCAUGCACUAUCAGAGGUGGAAGUGGAAUCAGACAGCUUCAUGAAUACUGUGCUCUGGCUGCACACGCACUUGGGCAGCUGAAGUUCUGCCAUUCUGGGCAGCCCAUGUCACACUUUGCUCUUGGUGAGCUCCAGGGUCUGGCAGAGCAGCUGGGCUUUCUGAGCUCUGGACUCUGUGGAUGAGUGGGCAGAGGAAUAUGGACACAUAGUUAUAAUAAAUAAGGACACAGAG
Messenger RNA from Nannospalax galili (Upper Galilee mountains blind mole rat), 2433 nucleotides. It is a transcript of the gene Apeh, whose product is annotated as acylaminoacyl-peptide hydrolase. Bases 85 to 2283 code for a protein of 732 amino acids. The transcript has 22 exons. Gene Ontology annotation, molecular function: serine-type endopeptidase activity. Gene Ontology annotation, biological process: proteolysis. The record is from RefSeq and is a predicted model, not a curated record. Lineage: Eukaryota; Metazoa; Chordata; Mammalia; Rodentia; Spalacidae.